This is a messenger RNA of Amorphotheca resinae ATCC 22711, 1752 nucleotides long. RefSeq lists its product as hypothetical. Gene Ontology annotation, biological process: transmembrane transport. Lineage: Eukaryota; Fungi; Ascomycota; Leotiomycetes; Helotiales; Amorphothecaceae. The coding region runs from base 1 to 1752 and encodes 583 amino acids. The transcript has 2 exons. Gene Ontology annotation, molecular function: transmembrane transporter activity. The record is from RefSeq and is a predicted model, not a curated record.
AUGGCAGAAGCAGAAACAGAAGCAGAGGCAAAAGAAGAGGUCAAUGCCGUCCCAGAAACCUCCAUCCAAGGACCAGACGACGAGAAGAACUCCUCCACAACCUCGCCCUCGCUCCCCCCCAAACCAGACAAUGCUCCCGACCCCGAAGCCGCGCACACUCGCCUCGAGAUCAUCAUCAUCAUGGCCUCCCUCUGCGCAUCCGUCUUCCUCGCCGCCCUCGACACCUCCAUCGUCACCACCGCGCUGCCCACCAUCAGCGAGUACUUCGGCUCCAGCGCCGGCUACACGUGGAUCGGGUCUGCGUACAUGCUGGCCAACGCCGCCAGCACGCCGUCCUGGGGCAAGUUCUCGGACAUCUGGGGCCGGAAACCCAUCCUGCUGUGCGCGGCUGUCGUGUUCUUCAUCGGCAGCUUGUUGGCAGCGGUCAGUGUCUCCGUGGGCAUGUUGAUCGCGGCGAGGGCGAUUCAGGGCGUGGGGGGCGGCGGCUUGAUUAUUCUGGUCAAUAUUUGUAUCAGUGAUCUGUUUAGUAUGAGGAAGAGGGGUCAGUACUUUGGUAUGGUGGGCAUGGUGUGGGCUCUUGCGUCGGCGAUUGGACCAAUUCUGGGGGGAGUGUUCACGGAGAAGGUGAGCUGGAGAUGGUGUUUUUAUAUCAAUUUACCCAUCACCGGAACGGUCACCAUCCUCCUCUUCUUCUUCCUGCGUCUUCAUAACCCCAAGACGCCCGUCUGGGAUGGCUUGAAAGCCGUCGAUUGGAGUGGCAGCCUCACCAUCGUCGGCGGCACACUGAUGCUCCUGCUCGGCCUCGAGUUCGGCGGCGUCACGUACCCCUGGGGCUCGGCCAAGGUCGUCUGCCUCAUCGUCUUCGGCAUCGUCGUCGCCGGGCUCUUCGUGCUCAACGAGUGGAAGUUCGCGCGCUACCCGGUCAUGCCGCUGCGCAUCUUCCAGCACCGCUCCAAUAUCGCCUCGCUCGGCGUCUGCUUCUGCCACGGCUUUGCCUUCAUCGGCGGGACGUACUAUCUCCCCCUUUACUUCCAAGCCGUGCUGGGUAGCAGCCCUCUCCUCUCCGGCGUCUACCUCAUCCCCUUCUCCCUCUCCCUCUCCUUCGUCUCCGCCCUCACCGGCAUCUACAUCAAGAAGACCGGGCAGUACCUGCCGCCCAUCUACUUCGGCCUCGCCGUCAUGACGCUCGGCUUCGGCCUGCUCGUCGACCUCGGCACCGGGCACGACUGGGCCAAGAUCAUCCUCUUCCAGAUCGUGGCCGGCAUCGGCGUCGGGCCCAACUUCCAAGCGCCGCUGAUCGCGCUGCAGACGCGGGUGGCGCCGCGCGACAUCGCCACGGCCAUCGCGACCUUCGGCUUCACGCGCAACCUGUCGACGUCCAUCUCGGUCGUCAUCGGCGGCGUGGUCUUCCAGAACGAGAUGCAGAAGCGGUACGGCGGGCUGGCGGCCGCGCUGGGGCCGGCUACCGCGCAGCUGCUCUCGGGCGGCUCGGCGGGUGCGAGCGUCGGGGUCGUGCAGCAGCUGCCGCCGGCUCAGCAGGUAGUGGCGCAGAAGGCCUUUUCUGGGGCGAUCAAGGUCAUGUGGAUCAUGUAUGUGGCGUUUGCGGGGGCGGGGUUGGUUGUGAGUUUGUUUAUUGGGAAGAGGCAGCUGAGUACGGAACAUCAGGUUACGAGGACGGGGUUGGUGGAGGAGGGGGGUGAGGUGACGAAGGAAGGGAGGCAAGGGGUGAAUAGGGGGAAGGAGGGGGUUUAG